This is a messenger RNA of Puccinia graminis f. sp. tritici CRL 75-36-700-3, 1668 nucleotides long. RefSeq lists its product as uncharacterized. NCBI's taxonomy places the organism in Eukaryota, Fungi, Basidiomycota, Pucciniomycetes, Pucciniales, Pucciniaceae. The coding region runs from base 1 to 1668 and encodes 555 amino acids. Gene Ontology annotation, biological process: regulation of DNA-templated transcription. The record is from RefSeq and is a predicted model, not a curated record. Gene Ontology annotation, molecular function: DNA binding. The transcript is spliced from 6 exons.
AUGGAUCAACCUGAUCUUAACAAGCCCAUCCAAGAAGACGACGAAGUCAGUGAUGACGGGAGCAGCACCGGAGAACAAGCAGGACUGGAAUUAUUUGAAGGAAGUGAUGACGAAACCCCAGCUAACGUACCUGAGAAACGCCAGAAACACUCUGCUAGGCCCAUCAAAGACAAAGAGUGGUUUCUCCCCGACAUCCAAGGAGAUCACCAAACAUUUAUCGAUCAUGGAUGUUCUCUUGACAAGCAGGGAUAUCCUUUAUAUCCCAACGGCAAAACAAUUUUUGUAUCAAAGCCUGAGGAUAAAAUCACGAACUUUGGUCAAGUCGGCUUUGUCAAAACUAGUUCCGUCAAUCGCCCCCGACCCAACCGACCGUGGAAAGUUACAAGAUACUUUUGCCUUGGAGUUCUUGUGUGUGACAACCCGUCUUGUGAAUGGGCUGGUCCUCCACCAACUGCAAAAGGCCGAGUCGAAGAAUACAUCAACUCGAAUCCCACAUGUCCUGGCCUUGCUGGGAAUUGUAAUGGUGUUGUUGAACACCAGAAGUGCACCGGCACGGCCGUUCAAUUCGAUCUCCACAGUAGCGGUUGGGGUCUUCUCAGACACAAAGGUGUCCAUCCACAUCCUUGGCCCGCACCCAAAAAGCCCGACCCCCUUUCCCAGGACGAAUUCAAAGCUCAAGUUGCGAAAAACCCCAAGGCUGGGGCUUUCAAGUUAAAGUUAGGCAAAACAACCCACACCAAUACAGCCCUGGAGAGUGUCACCACGAUCCAUCCAGCUUAUCAAAACAAAGAUCGAACUGCUUAUUAUCGCCGGAAAUACCUCGUUGAAAUGGACUUGACUCCUGACAAACUCGGUGGGGGGAUAGGUGAUAAAUUCAUCUUGCAUAUGUUUCACUGGAGCGCUCAGGGCCUUUUGAUUAUUUUGUCCUCUUUCCUUCCCAAAGCCGAGCACUUCACCUUCCAGACUAAGUGGAUGGCCGACCGACUUGUUGCCCAAGAUAAAAAUGGCCAGCUAUACAAUGGUGGACUACUCUCAGAUGUCACUUAUUGGUUUUUCGAAAAUGGCUAUCUCUUGACAACAUCGAUGUUUUGUGACGACCUACAACGGUGGAUCCCAGUUCAACUCACUUGGAUCCGAGGCCUUAGUGACAAGUACUACAAGAUACACUUCACCGUUCUCUUCCAACAGCUCUUCAAGCAUACCAUGACCAUGAUCGAACGAGAAGGACUAGCCUCACAGGUCGUUGACUUCUCCGCAGCCCAAGCAAACGGAUUCAUUCAAGCUUACUGUGAAGUGUUCCGUGAGCCAGAUGCAUCUGUGGCCAGGAACCUAUUGAAAGGCUGCCGGGAGCACUAUCGGCAGUCAAUUACAAGGGUCAAGCGGAAUUGGGCUGUGAUCACGGCAGAUGAGGAGGAGCCUUUUCGAAAGGCUUGCAUGGACCUACUCACUCCUCCGGCUGCAAAUGAGCCUACCCAUGAGGAGAAAGUCGAUUCGAUUCAUCGGCGCUACCCAAAGGUGAAGAAAUGGCUCGACUGGUGGACCACUGCCGAUGUGGAGGCCAUGUUAUUUCGGACACGCAAACCCCUCCUUGAGGACACUCCCGAUGCCCGACCAGAAACAACCAAUGGCCAGGAGAGCAUGCACAGGCUCUAUUACAUGAUUAGGUGA